Molecule: messenger RNA, 2101 nt
Organism: Sapajus apella (tufted capuchin)
Lineage: Eukaryota; Metazoa; Chordata; Mammalia; Primates; Cebidae
Gene: SPATA16
Product: spermatogenesis associated 16
Exons: 11
Coding region: 58-1764 (568 amino acids)
Biological process (GO): spermatogenesis
Cellular component (GO): Golgi apparatus
Molecular function (GO): protein binding
Source: RefSeq, a predicted model, not a curated record
CUUCUUCUUCCCACCUUCUCCUAGGACUGGGUGUUGACUGAGGAGUUUUGGGCUUCAAUGGAUGCAAGAAGCAGUAGGAGUUUGGAGAAUGCAGUGAAAAGGGUCUAUCAUGAUCAGCUUGUUCCAAAGAUAAAUACAAGCAAGAAAAUGUCCACCUUAGCACACCCGCCUAACAUCCUGGAAAUGCCACAAGAGAUGAAGAAAAACUGUGGAGAUACACAGGUAAAAAUCACACCUGAAAGAACAAAAAUGACAAAGAGCAUCAAAGAAAAACAAAGCAAUGAUUUAGAGAAAGUGGCCUUUAAACGGAAGGCAGAAGGUGAAGAAAAGCCAGCUGGAAAGAAAGAGGCAAAGAUAAUAGAAGCUGACAAUCAGUUAAUCACCAUGCCUCUGCCGCGCAUCCCCUUAAAGAACAUAAUGGAUGUGGAAAUGAAGCUGGUCUACGUUGAUGAAGAGGGCGUUAGCUAUGAGUUUGUAGAGUCCUUCAUGUCUACUGGGAGUCAGCCAACAUGCCAGACUGCUGAAAUAGGAGACCCUUUGAGUGUACCUAAUUUCAGCUUUCCACCUCAGAUUGACAAAUGGCUUCAGGUAGCCUUAAAGGAUGCCAGCUCUUGCUAUAGACAGAAGAAAUACGCCAUGGCAGCAGGACAGUUCAGAACAGCACUUGAGCUUUGCAGCAAAGGAGCAGCUCUGGAAGAACCAUUUGAAGCACCUGCUGAAGAUAUAGCAAGUGUGGCAAGUUUCAUUGAGACAAAGCUUGUUACCUGCUACCUACGGAUGAGGAAACCAGAUCUUGCCCUGAAUCAUGCACACAGGAGCAUUGUUUUAAACCCAGCGUAUUUCCGGAAUCAUCUACGUCAAGCAGCAGUGUUUAGGUGUCUGGAGAGAUAUUCAGAGGCUGCCCGGAGUGCCAUGAUUGCUGACUACAUGUUCUGGCUUGGUGGAGGAAGUGAACAGAGCAUAAGCAAGCUCAUCAAACUGUAUUGGCAGGCCAUGGUUGAAGAAGCCAUCACCAGAGCUGAAUCUUUCUCGGUUAUGUACACACCAUUUGCGACAAAAAUAAGAGGUGAUAAAAUAGAAAAAGUAAAAGACAUUUUCACAAAAACUCACCCUGCGUAUGCAGAGUAUAUCUACACAGAUCUUCAGGCACUCCACAUGUUGCCUCAGACAGCUGACUGGUCAUCUUUUCCUCCCCAACAAUAUCUCUUGACUCUUGGGUUCAAAAACAAAGAAGAUGGAAAAUUUUUGGAAAAAAUAACAAAUAGGAAGCUGCCGGUAUUCACAGAGCAUAAAACUCCUUUCGGUCUGCUGACCAGAGAAGAUACAGUGAGACAAAUGGAGACAAUGGGGAAGCGAAUCUUGCCAAUAUUGGAUUUUAUUAGAAGCACCCAGCUGAAUGGGCGUUUUCCGGCAUGCUCAGGUGUUGUGGAGAAGUUGCAAUAUGCCAGCCUCCUCAGCCAGCUGCAGAGAGUAAAGGAACAGUCCCAGGUGAUUAAUCAAGCAAUGGCAGAGCUGGCAACCAUUCCCUACCUACAGGACCUCAGUCAACAGGAGGCGGAAUUGCUGCAGUCGCUAAUGGCAGAUGCUAUGGACACCCUUGAAGGAAGAAGAAACGGUAAAGAACGUGCGUGGAAUACAAUCCAAAAGUGUACUCAUUACACCUUUCAUCUUUGGGAGAAGGGCAAAAAUAAAAGUGUCUUUACGUGCAGCUCCGAAGGAAGAUAUGGAUCAUUUAUCCUUCUGAUUAUGACUUUCUUAAAAUGAUACCUGUGGAGAAGGGGACAAGACUGGAAUCUAAAACACACAAAUUCCUUAGCAAAAUAUACCCAUGUCUCUCAGCAUCAUCAAAACUGAAUUGAACUAAUGUGUACUCCACCAAAUGACUUUCUGCUGGAGAAUAGACUGGAGAGGAACGUGAGAUGCUGGUGAGAGAUGCGUGUGGACACAUGCUGGGGGGAUCCUAACUUAGAUGUAGAAUAAAGUAAGGUCUGUCUCUUAUUACAAGGCAUUGGAGAGGCUUUCAGCUUCCAAAGACCUCUUAUGGCAAGAAGGCCCCUUCAGCUUUACAAUAGGUGAUUCACCUUAUCAUAUUGCUAAAGCU